AUGGAACCUCCACCCGGGCUUCGUCGACAGGGAGAGAAUGUUGUAUGUCGGCUACACAAAUCUCUAUAUGGCCUUAAACAAGCAUCAAGAAAUUGGUUUCUUACAUUUUUAGAAACUAUUCAAAAGGCUGUUUAUGAACAGUCAAAACCCGAUUAUUCUCUUUUCUUCAAGGCUCAAGGUACCUCAUUUACUGCAAUCGUGGUCUAUGUUGAUGAUAUACUUCUCACAGGAAAUAAUCUUCAUGAAAUCGAGCGUCUCAAAAGGUAUAUGUCUCAAAGAAAAUAUGCAUUAGAUAUUUUACAAGAUUCCGGUCUACUAGGAGCACGCCCAGACAAGUUUCCAAUAGAACAAAAUCUGAAACUUACUCCUACUAAUGGAGAAUUAUUGAAUGAUCCAACCAAGUAUAGAAGAUUAGUUGGCAAAUUGAUAUAUCUUACGGUUACGAGACAUGUCAGAGUGUACUCUAUUCGUACAUUAAGUCAGUACAUGCAUAAGCCUCGAAAACCUCACCGGGAUGCUGCUAGACGGAUCCUCAAAUACAUCAAGAGUACUCCAGGACAAGAUAUGUUAUUCCCUUCCUGCAAUAAUCUCACAUUAAAGGCCUUUUGUGAUUCAUGCUGUUUUCUUGGUAAUUCCCUUAUCUCAUGGAAAUCCAAGAAACAAUCAAAUGUUUCAAGAUCGUCCGCCGAAGCAGAGUAUCGAGCAAUGGCUAACACAUGCUUGGAGCUUUUACGUUACAUUCUGCAAGAUCAAAGAGUCCCACAAGCAGCUCCUACACAACUAUUCUGUGACAAUCAAGCUGCUUUGCAUAUUGCAGUGAAUCCCGUUUUCCAUGAACGCACUAAACAUAUUGAAAUAGAUUGUCACAUAGUUCGAGAAAAACUUCAAGCUGGAAUGAUUAGUCCAUCAUAUGUACCUAGGGAUGGCAAUGGGGCAGUGCGGGUGCGGGGCGGGGCGGGUUUGAACUGCCAUGCCGGAGAGUUCAUGUCGUCCACCGGCUAUCCAGGCUUCUUCCAGCGGUUCUACGGGUUAUCAGGGUCAGCCAUCAGGGCAGCAGGUCACCGCCCCGCGCUGUUGUUUUGA
This is a messenger RNA of Nicotiana attenuata, 1083 nucleotides long. RefSeq lists its product as uncharacterized. The transcript has 4 exons. The record is from RefSeq and is a predicted model, not a curated record. The coding region runs from base 1 to 1083 and encodes 360 amino acids. NCBI's taxonomy places the organism in Eukaryota, Viridiplantae, Streptophyta, Magnoliopsida, Solanales, Solanaceae.